Messenger RNA from Podospora pseudopauciseta, 2606 nucleotides. RefSeq lists its product as uncharacterized. The record is from RefSeq and is a predicted model, not a curated record. The transcript has 3 exons. NCBI's taxonomy places the organism in Eukaryota, Fungi, Ascomycota, Sordariomycetes, Sordariales, Podosporaceae. Gene Ontology annotation, biological process: carbohydrate metabolic process. The coding region runs from base 1 to 2262 and encodes 753 amino acids.
AUGAUGAGCGCACAGCUCCAGCAGCAGCAAUCGGCGGCAGACGGAGCCGCCCCGCCAGCGUUAGGAAACCAGUCGCUGGGCUCCGAUGAACUCCCACCUGUACGGAACCGCGCCUCAGAAAGCAAGAGCCCAUAUGUUUCCCUUCAUGCCGACACACCUGUAGCUUGGCAACCUAUGAGCGAGGAAACUCUGGCCCGAGCCAAGGCCGAAAAUAAACCCAUCUACAUGCAUAUUGGAUUUCUGGCUGAUCACCUUUGCCACAUAACAACCCGGGACAUAUUUCACAACCCCACAGUUGCCGCCUUCCUCAACGAGCACUUUGUCCCGAUCAUCGUGGACCGGGAGGAGCGACCAGACCUCGAUGCAAUAUACCAAAACUACAGCGUUGCUGUCAACAGCAUCAGUGGCUGGCCGUUACACCUAUUUUUCACUCCCGAUCUCGAGCCCUUCUUCGCGAAUGCCUAUUUACCUGCGCCUGGUACUGUUGGGGAGGAUGGGGAGGCAUGCGACCUGCUCACCAUUUUGCAAAGUAAUCAUCGACUGUGGGUCGAGAAGGAGCAAAAGUGCCGGGAGGAGGCUGCGAAGGAGCUCGAAGGUCUAGAAAAGUUUGUUCAGGAAGGCGCUUUGCCACUUGCUCGCGCUCCCAACGCCACAGCAACGUCCGAUUCGGAUAUUGAGGUGGACCUGGACCACGUUGAGCUUGCUGUAAGCCGUAUAGCAAAACUUUUCGAUCCUGUGCAUGGCGGUUUUGGCCAGCCUGGGGAGCCAAAGUUUCCUAACCCGGCGCGGCUGUCCUUCUUGCUCCGGCUCAGAGAAUGUCCUGAUACAGUACGCGAUGUCAUUGGAGGAGACGAGGAUGUUGAGAGGGCGACAAAGAUGGCGCUUCAGACGUUGAGCAAGAUGAAGAACAGUGGUUUAAGAGACCACAUCGGUGAAGGGUUCAUGCGGAUGAGUUCCACCAGCGACUGGAACAUGCCCCAUUUUGAGAAGAUGGUGGGCGAUAACGCCCUACUGUUGGGGGUUUAUCUUGACGCCUGGCUUGGAAACAGAAAAGGAACGCAACUAACCAACCAAGACGAGUUCGCCGAUGUUGUGUUGGGUCUGGCCGACUACCUGAUCAGUCCCGCAAUUCAGCAAGAAAAUGGGGGCUUUAUUUCAAGCGAGGCGGCGUACUCAUACUAUCGCAAGGGCGAGCAGCACAUGACAAACGGGACAUUUUACCUUUGGACUCAUAGGGAGUUUGACGAGGUUCUGGGACCAGAAGCCAGCAAUAUCGCUGCCGCAUAUUGGAAUGUACAAGAGGAUGGCAAUGUACCCCAAGAGCGGGAUCCCUCCGAUGAGUUUCUUAACCAAAACAUUCUUUCCGCCGGUAACGGUGUUCAUGAGCUCUCGACUCAACAUGGUCUUCCGGUUGAGGAGAUACAUCGGAUCAUUGCAUCUUCAAAGAAGAAGUUGCUUGCUCAUAGGGACAAGGAACGCGUACGACCACCCAGAGAUACGAAAAUCAUUGCUGGAGUCAACGGCAUGGUCAUCUCAGCACUAUCCCGGUCACAAGCGGCGGCGGAGGCUGUUGGCCAUUCCAAAAGCGCGGAGUAUAUCAAACGCGCUGAAAAGGCAGCCCAGUUUAUCUUUGACAGUUUGUGGUUAAAUGAUAUCAACACCGAAGGCCCAAACGGUGGGCAGCACAAAGUACUGCACCGCUAUUGGAACAAUGGGCCGAGCGAGACGCUUGCCUUUGCUGAUGAUUAUGCCUUUUUGAUUGAGGGUCUUUUGGAUCUGUACGAAGCAACACUCAGUAAGCGGUGGCUAAAUUGGGCCCAGGAUCUUCAAGAGGCACAAAACCGGCUAUUUUAUGACUCGCCAUCGGCAGUGAACGGUACCCCAAGCCGACGCGCCGCUGGCUCUGGCGGUUUCUAUUCAACUGAGCUGCAGACCAUCAGCAGCAACAUCCCACGCUUGAAGAGUGCCAUGGACAUUCUGAUCCCCUCGGUCAACGCCGUCUCGGCCUCCAACCUCUACAGACUGGGCUCCAUCUUUGCGGAGCAGCGCUAUAAGCAGAUUGCGUUAGAAACGAUCAAGGCUUUCGACCCCGAGCUCAUGGAGCAUCACUGGAUACACCAGAGCCUCCUGGCAAAUGUCAUAACAGCGAAACUGGGAGUGGAAGAGGUCCGGAUAGAGAAUCAAGACCUUGCUCAGUCACAGCUGGCUGAGCUACGCUUGAGAGCGAGAGGUCGCGCAAGGGUUCUUGUCGAGGCUAAAUAGUCAUACCUGGCGAUGCCUGCCAAGUUGAAGUCGUAAGAAGCAGACAUGGUUAUAUAUCGACGGUCCAGGACCUGAUUAGGGAUAUAUGAAUCGGGCACUGGCACGCUUGGGCAGUGGGCGAAUGAAACGCAUGGGAAGGUAGCUUUUGAGUGUGUCGGGACUCUUGUAUCAAAGCGGUCAUGUAUUUAUAGUUGGCAGCUGUUUAGUAGUAGCAUGGGUGUUGAAUUAAGUGGUACGUGUAGAUGCUGAAUUUAGUGUUUUCUCCCUAACUCACAAUGGCUGUUUUGAGUGUUUCGCUUUUUCAUGCUGUGGUCAGGUGUCGAAACAGAGAUUCUUAUGCCGAG